Molecule: messenger RNA, 2832 nt
Organism: Rhipicephalus sanguineus (brown dog tick)
Lineage: Eukaryota; Metazoa; Arthropoda; Arachnida; Ixodida; Ixodidae
Gene: rt
Product: protein O-mannosyltransferase 1
Exons: 19
Coding region: 178-2544 (788 amino acids)
Biological process (GO): protein O-linked glycosylation via mannose
Cellular component (GO): membrane; endoplasmic reticulum
Molecular function (GO): dolichyl-phosphate-mannose-protein mannosyltransferase activity
Source: RefSeq, a predicted model, not a curated record
UCCGCUGGCUAAUAUGGCUGCCACGUGGUGCUGUCAGUGUGACUGGUGUGGUGGGCUGAGUACUUGAUGCGCGGUCGGGUUGUAGUGCGGAUAUUUAAUGGAAUUCAUCACAUAUUUACUGUAGUUGCUUCACUGAUUACUCUUAAGUGCGAACAGUUCGUUACGUAACGCUGGAACAUGAGCGAGGUUAAAAAUAGAAAACGAAACACGCCGAAAGCGGCCGCUGCUUCGGAGAGCUUGUCACCUGUUGAAGCGAUUGACGGGAGCGACGACCCCAGCAAUGCUAACGGUACCUUACGUCACGAAGGUGUACUGAAGGAAACACCGGAGGUUCCUCGUGUGGAAACGAACAACGCAUUUAGUUACUUGAGCUCGUGUCUAAAUGGCUCCUCCAAAGCUUUCACCGUCAGCAUCGAAAUUGAUGCAAUGUCUGUGGCUCUAUUUUUCUUGGCGCUUCUCACAAGAAUGUGGAGGCUGGAAUAUCCUCGGAGCAUCGUAUUCGACGAGUUACAUUACGGAAAAUUCGCCAGCCUGUACAUGAAGAAUAUUUUCUUUUUCGAUUCGCAUCCACCACUUGGAAAGCAGCUGGUUGCAUUAGCAGGAUAUCUGGCUGGCUUUGAUGGUGAUACUGAAUUUGACAGGAUAGGUGGCAGUUACAGUGAAUCAGUCCCAUUGUGGGCUCUACGAUUUGUGCCAGCAUUUUUUGGCUCACUGUUGGUGCCCGUCACUUACCACCUUGCACUGUCGCUUGGCUUGACCCAAGUGUCAGCGGCCUUGGCUGCCGUACUUGUACUUGUUGAGAACUCUCUUCUCACCCAAUCACGGUUUGUCCUCAUGGAAGGUAUCCUGAUGUGCUUCUCAGCACUGGGCCUGCUCGCAUUGCUCAAGUUCCGGAGGCAGAGGUCGUUCACAUUCUCCUGGUGGUUGUGGUUGAUCCUGUCUGUCUCAUUUCUCACAUGUUCUAUGUGCGUCAAGUACAUUGGCAUUUUUUCUAUGCUUUUAGCAGUCUACAUAAUGGCUAGAGAUUUUUGGAGAAUGCUUGGAAAUGGCUCUUUCUCAGAUGCCACACUGUGGGCACACUUCAUUGCAAGGGCAACUGUGAUGACAGUGGUGCCUCUAGGCAUCUACCUUGGUGUGUUCUAUGUGCAUCUGAGCCUUCUUACCAGGGCAGGUCCUCAUGACAACAUUAUGACCAGUGCUUUCCAAGCAAGCCUUGAGGGAGGAUUGGCAUCCAUCACUAGAGGCCAACCAUUGUCAGUGGUCCACGGUUCGCAGAUCACCUUACGGCAUACACAUGGUCGUGCCUGCUGGCUGCACUCACACCCACAUGUGUACCCAGUCAAGUACCCUGAUGGCAGGGGCAGCUCACAUCAACAGCAGGUGACAUGCUACAGCUUCAAAGAUGUCAACAACUGGUGGAUAGUGAAGCGUCCAUCUGUAAAGGACAUAGUUGUCUCAGAUCCUCCAGAUGUUAUCAAGCAUGGUGACAUUGUUCAGCUCAUUCAUGGCAUGACAAGUCGGGCAUUAAACAGCCAUGAUGUCGCUUCUCCAAUGUCACCUCAACAUCAGGAAGUGUCAUGCUAUAUUAAUUACAACAUAUCUUUCCCAUCACAAAACUUGUGGAAAGUGGAUAUUGUGAACAGAGACACGGAAGGGGACAUCUGGCACACGAUACAUUCACAUGUGCGACUAAUUCAUGUCAACACAUCCCAAGCUUUGAAGUUUAGUGGCAAGCAACUUCCAGACUGGGGAUUUCACCAACAUGAAGUUGUCACUGAUCGUUUUAUCUCUCAGGAUGAUACAGUGUGGAAUGUUGAAGAGCACCGUUAUACUAAAAAUUCAGAUGAAAAAGAGCGGGAGCGUGACAUGGUCUCGGCUGAAUUUGUACCACUGCAGCCUACACACUUGACGUUCUUCCAAAAGAUGUGGGAGCUUCAGUACAAAAUGUUAUUGGUAAACCAGGAGAAUGUGCAGGAUCAUGUGUACAGCUCUGAACCAAUGGAAUGGCCACUAAUGGUUCGUGGCAUUGCAUACUGGAUUAGUCCCGUCACCAAUGCCCAGAUUCACUUGAUUGGGAAUGUGGUUACUUGGUACACUGCCACCGUCUGCCUCUUCCUUUAUUUGCUCAUCUUCUGCUUUUAUCUUCUGAGACGGCAGCGGCUGGUCUGUGACAUUCCUGAAGAUACAUUUGAAAAGUUCAGGUUUGGAGGAGAGCUGUGUGUUGUCGGUUAUGCCAUGCACUUGGUGCCAUAUUUCUUCGCUGACCGGACAUUGUUUUUGCACCACUACCUGCCCGCACUGCUGUACAAGAUCCUUGUCAUUGUUGUUGUGCUGGAGCACCUUGACUAUGUCUUCUGCCAUGUCAUCAAGAAGAAGUGGAUACAGCUUGGGUUCUAUGCUUCUGUUAUUGUCUGGCUGCUGGGUGUCAUCUAUGUCUUCUGGAGAUUCUCUGUGUUUUCAUAUGGUACAACUGCCCUGUCAGCACAGGAUGUCCUGGACCUGAAGUGGAGGGACUCAUGGAGCUUCAUCAUUCACCGUCCUUGAUUUCUGUUUGUGUAUGUGAUCUGUUACCUUCCUGUUCCUGAAAGGUUACUGAACGGGAUUCUUUAUUGUGUAUGAUUUUAUUGUUUUCUUUUAAGCUGAAGUUUUGAAAUGUUACAAGAACCUCAUCAGACUGAGAAAUUUAGUGUAUCACACUGAGCAAGUGCACUGUGCUUCCAGUGAGUGCCACUUUGGUGACUCAGUGCUACACAGUAAAACAAAGUGUAGUUUGGCAAUGAUUGGUUUCUAAGCAAACCAUAUAAAGUAAUUGGUAGUAAUUGGGAAUGGUUA